GGGGGUGGUAUUGGAUGAUAGAGAGAGAGAGAGGAGAGGGGGGGUUAAACAUCUUUGUAUGCAAAUGAUUCCCCCGGCAGACCACGCUUCUCGCCAUUGUCACGGAGCAGCGCGAUGUGGUUGUGGUUGCGCACGAAGCACUCCAUCGGUGCGGCGACAAUCGCACGCCAUUUCCCGGAGUCAACUCCCCCCCCCACCCCACCACCACUUGACUCGAGCGAGAACCCGCCCACAUCUGUACGACCUCCCCUUUGCUCUUCUUACCUAGGGAUCCGCGCAGGGCCCGUUCGCAGUCACAGCCGACGCACGACACGCGGCGUGGUCGAUCCGGGCGGACGUCGACCGCCCGCGCCCCCCUCUCCCCCCCUCUCCACCGCCGCCGCCGCCGCCGCCAACGCCCGCCGCAAACCUGCAGCUACAAGCGACUGCUGUUGUGGCCGCUGCUCUCCGCUGCUGUUGUCCGCUGCUGUUGCUGCCAAAGAAUCGGGUUGGGCGAGUAGUCGGACGCGCGGAGAGACGCAGCCGAAAUGAUGCCACUGCCACUGCUGCCGCUGCUGCAUGUCACGAGCACAUUGCUCGCGUUCGACAUCGCGUUAGUAAACGCGUCUGCGCCGGGGCUAAUUCGAGUUUUAUAGGCGGCUCUUUGCCCACGAACAGGCGUCAAGGGGCACUUGCUUAAAACCCCGUGUAUUUAGAAUAGCACUUAUUUAUACUCGUUAUAAAGAACGGCAACAGCAACUGCAAAUCAAUGCAUCAUUGCGACAACGCCAAUAUCAACAUCUGCAAAAACGUGACGACAGUCAUUCUUACAACUAACAUCAUCAUCGCCGCUGUCUAAUUAUUGUGAUGACAGUAAUAAUUGUAGCAACAAUAUAACGACAACAAUAGCAACAACAAAAACAUUACCGCACCCAAACAAGCCGCUUAUCAAACAUUCGCCCAAGCUCUCCGUUCCUGUGCCGGGGCGACUCUGGGACAGCUUUGCCUCCUGGAUCCGUGUUUGUUGUGGUCGUUGUUGUCAAUUUAGUCUCCAGCCGGUGACGAAAUCUUGAACAAAACAACAACAACAACAACCAAAAGCAACACGUUCAUACACACGCCAAACCAUGUCGGCGACAAUUACCAAGACGAGUUUUUCCGUACGGGACAUCUUGGAUUUACCCGACUCGAAGGAGGAAGACAGCGCAACCGAGGACAGCGCCACCGAGGGCGAGGCGGAGUCGUGCAUCGUCGAUCCUCGCGGAGAGCCGCGCUGCCCACCGGCACCGGGCCCGGCACUUGCGCUGGCCAGGCCGUACUUCGAUGCGGGAGAGAACCCCUACACCCGCUGGCUAGCCACCGCCGAGGGACUUCAGUACUCGCUACACGGGCUGAACGCGGCGAGCGCACGGAGUCAUCAGCACCCGUCCGUAAAGACGCACUCAUCCCCGGACCCGCAUGACGGAGCGAGCACGGACGCCUCCAACUGCAGCAGCAGCGCCGGCGGAAUGAGUGGCGGCGGAGGAGGAGGAGGCGGAGUGAUAGGCGACUUGGGAGGCGGCGGCAGCAGCAGCAGCAGCAAGAAACGCAAGAGACGAGUGCUGUUCAGCAAGGCGCAGACCUACGAGCUGGAGCGACGCUUCCGACAGCAGCGCUACCUGUCGGCGCCCGAGCGGGAACACCUGGCCAGUCUCAUCCGCUUGACUCCCACGCAGGUGAAGAUCUGGUUCCAGAACCACCGCUACAAGAUGAAGCGCGCUCGAGCCGAGAAAGGUUGCGGCGUGGCUGGCGGCGUGGGUGGCCUUUUGCUGCACCCGGACGGAUCGUCGAGCGGCGGCGGCGGCGGCGGCGUUGGCGGCGGCGCUCUGCAGUCUCCGCGCCGGGUCGCUGUGCCCGUGUUGGUGCGCGAUGGGAAGCCGUGCACAGCUGCGGGUCUGGCCGCGUACGCGUGCGCGGCCGCGCAGCCCGCGGUCCAUCUGUCUCGCUUCGGCGCGGCGCAGUACGGGGCGGCCGCGUACCCAGCCUACGCGGCCGCGUUCCCUACGCUCAUACAGACCCAGCAGUGGGCGUGGUGAAGCGUGCGUGCUGAUGAUGGUGUUGGUGGUGAUGCUGCUGCUGAUGAUGAUGCCGAUGCUGCUGAACACUUCGCCGCCUGCCACCCCUGAUGGCGGUGAGGAAAACUGUGAUUCGACGAAGAGGAAGGAGGUGGUGGUGGUGAUGGAUGAUGAGGUUUGGGAGGAGGACAGUGAGAAAUGUAUCUAUAUAUCUAUAUAUAAUGAUGAUUAUUAUAAUUAUAAUAAUGAUAGCGAUUACGCAAAAAAUGUAACUGUAAAGAAAAACCGUGGACACUGCUUUGCAAGGAAUGGGCCGGCAAAACCCCUUUGCGAGAGACUGCAACAUUGACACGUGUCUCUGUCUCUGUAGAUUUGUGAGUGUGUACGAUGUUUACAGAUUUGUAAAGAACUCUUUCGAUAUGCCAACCAACCAACAAACAAACGAUCACACCAGGAUAUAUAUUUAAAAAACGGCAAUUAUAAAACUGUGAGAUAGGAAAUUACGCACUCGUAAAAAAAAUCAGAUAUCGCAGUCCCUAUAGGUCGUGCAAAACGUGUUAGCUCUCUCUCCUGUGUGUCGUCUGUGUAACCGUCCGAUUGAAUUCGUAAUUGACAUUGUACAAGAUGCAAAAAUAGUAACGUUUCGCGUUCUUUUUUCAUACAUACACACACACACAAAGACACUUAAGUUAUGAUAUCUUUAAGAGCUUGUUUAUGUUGUGUGCAGGUUGGCGAGUUGCGUGUUUUGAAUUCGCGGUUUUGAAACGAGUCCAAUAACCAACAAACGACGUUAACAACAAUAAGACAUUUGCGAGACAAGCUAACAUUUGUUCGACGACUUGAAGAAUAUUGUUUCUCCCUUUAUUUUUUACGGAAAAAAAAAACAAAGCAAGGGUUCAAUAAACACUUUACAAUAAACACUUUACAAUAAACACUUUACAAUAAACACUUUACAAUAAACAGAAAGAGAGAGAG
This is a messenger RNA of Petromyzon marinus (sea lamprey), 3008 nucleotides long. It is a transcript of the gene NKX2-2, whose product is annotated as NK2 homeobox 2. Gene Ontology annotation, molecular function: RNA polymerase II cis-regulatory region sequence-specific DNA binding; DNA-binding transcription factor activity, RNA polymerase II-specific. Gene Ontology annotation, cellular component: nucleus. NCBI's taxonomy places the organism in Eukaryota, Metazoa, Chordata, Hyperoartia, Petromyzontiformes, Petromyzontidae. Gene Ontology annotation, biological process: cell differentiation; regulation of transcription by RNA polymerase II. The record is from RefSeq and is a predicted model, not a curated record.